Molecule: messenger RNA, 1404 nt
Organism: Heterotrigona itama
Lineage: Eukaryota; Metazoa; Arthropoda; Insecta; Hymenoptera; Apidae
Source: the annotation of a GenBank genome assembly
AUGCAGGACGUUGAAACUACGAAAGUAUGAUAGGCGUAAGCUUUUUUUUUUUUUGCAAUAGAGAAGAAAAGAAAUUGCGAAAACUAUUAGCAGAUAUAGACGUUGCGAAUACAGAAAAAUUUAUUAUAUUAUAUAUAAAUAUUAUAUUAUAUUAUUAUUAUUAUAUUAUAUUAUAUUAUAUUAUAUUAUAUUAUAUUAUAUUAUAUUAUAUUGUAUGUUCGCCCCGUUCGAGGGUGGAAGCGCGAAACAAGCAAAAAAAAAAAAAAAAGAAAAAAAAAGAAAGUUAUAUACAAUAAUAAUAAAGAAAAUGAAUCUAUACGUUCGCACGCAUUAUCGUCGGUCGUCGUUGGCUGUACAUUUGCUACAGUGUACGCACACAUGUACCUAUUAUUAUCGAUGCCUGAUGACGAUAAGGACGAUAACAAUUUAAUAAUAAUAAUUAUUAUUAUUUUUAUUUGUUUUUAUCUAAUUGUAGUUUCUUUGUAACUCUUUGUGAUAUACAACUGCAAUAGUCUAUCCGACCGUUUAUUUCUUGUAUCGAUUAGCGGAACCUUCAUUAAAGGAAGACAGAGAAAGACCACACGUCUCUCCGUUCAGCCGAUCGUCCUUUCUUUUCGCGUAUGGAGACCAUGCUCUUCACCGAACGGCUACAUUUUCUCAAUUAAAAAAAAAAAUCGCUCGAUCGAGCAUGGGAAAUCGGGGCAAGACUUUCCACCUCAUGUUUCAGCUCAUUCAGAAACCGAGCUGAAAAACCGUUCCACGAAAUUCCAAUUUUCGUGCAACAACGAAACAUUGAAAUCUCCUCCGUGUCCCAGAAAAACGACCCAAACCCUAAUGACUAAUCUCUCGAAAGCCGAACACGAUACUAACAUACUCCUGUUGUGCCUGUUCUCUUUCCAUGUCUGGCCAGACCAAUUGUCGAGUCUGCCGAGUGACAUCACGUUCGAGAUUUGCACGUCGUCGUCCUCGUCGUCGCCGCCACCGCCGCCGCCGCCACCGCCGCCGUCGUCGUCAGCCACGGCGCCUUCGACGACGGCGAUGAGGAGCAGCGAGGAGACCACGUUUAACGAGGGGAACACGACGGACAGCACGUACGUCAAAUCCGAGCGAGUGGUUAGCGGGAUGCACUUCCUCACCGACCGGGAGGAGGAUCGUGGUGAUCUGUUGCUACCAAAGUCGGAGUCAGGAGAGGCCGAGCCGGAGGUCAGGAAACAGGUUGGUUGGUCUGCUGCUUUUGAUACUGCUCCGGCAGGCAGUGCACCAGCUGUGCCACCUGGCUUCGUUCGGAGGACGAGCACGAGGAGGAGGCGCAGCUUAUCGCCACGUCCUCGCGGCGACCGCACCAACAGAAACGGACAGAACACCAGGAGGCCGCUCAGAAAGCUCGCCUCGCCGCGGAUUUGA